AUGGCACCAGCAGGAAAGAAGACAAGCAAGAACAAAUCAUCCGAGGAUAACAACAACAACAAUGAUAAUCACAGAGAUGGAGAUGGUGUGCCCGACGCAUUGCUCGAGAACCAAAGAACAAGAGUCACAGUAGGCAACUCUGGCAAUGAGAAUACAAGAGGAGUAUACUACAGCGGUGCUUACACAUCAUUGGGCUAUGACAACAGUUUCAGUCUGGAGAAGUUUAAGAAGAACUUUAAGAUUAAGGUGCUGUCUGAUCAGCCUGAGCAUUUGGUGUUUGAGAUGAUCGGUGUCGAUGCACCAAUCGCCAAUGCACUACGUCGUAUCCUUAUCUCUGAGAUCCCAACAAUGGCCAUCGAACGCGUCUAUAUGAUCAACAAUACCUCCAUCCUUCAAGACGAAGUACUUGCUCACCGUCUCGGUCUCAUCCCCAUCAAGGUCGACCCAUCCAAAUUCAACUACAAACAACCAAACAAGGAAUACACAGCAGAGGAUACUAUUAUCUUCUCAUUGAAGGUUAAAUGUUAUAGAGAUCAAAAGACAGGAGAGAUCGUCAAUGAGACUGUUUACUCGAAGGAUCUGAAGUGGGUACCCACGGAGGACCAGCAGGAGAUCUUUGACGAGGAUGACAAGCCUCGUCCAGCCGUCGACGACAUCCCCAUCGUCAAACUGCGUCCGGGUCAGGCACUCGAGGUGCAGUGCUAUUGCGAGAAGAACAUUGGACGUGAACACAUCAAGUGGUCGCCCGUCGGCACCGCCAGCUACAAGAUCAUGCCAUUGAUCACCGUCUCGCCCAAGGUCACUGGCGAGAAGGCUGAGAAGCUCAAGAACUCCUGUCCCAUGAAGGUCUUUGACAUUGAAGAUUCCGGUCAAGCAUUCGCUGCUCGUCCACUCAACUGUACCAUGUGUCGCGAAUGUAUUAGAGAUCCAGAGAUGGAGCCACUCGUCAAGUUGGAGCGUAUUAGAGAUCAUUUCAUUUUUUCCAUCGAGUCUGUUGGCACUCUCGAGCCCAAGUCAUUGUUCAAGCAGGCCAUUCAGAUAUUGAUUGACAAGUGUGUAACUGUAGAGAACUCACUGCGAUCAAACGUCUAA
Molecule: messenger RNA, 1092 nt
Organism: Acytostelium subglobosum LB1
Lineage: Eukaryota; Evosea; Eumycetozoa; Acytosteliales; Acytosteliaceae
Exons: 4
Coding region: 1-1092 (363 amino acids)
Biological process (GO): DNA-templated transcription
Cellular component (GO): RNA polymerase III complex; RNA polymerase I complex
Molecular function (GO): DNA binding; protein dimerization activity
Source: RefSeq, a predicted model, not a curated record